AUGGCAUCUCCCUUUGAUCUAACUUAUAUUUAUAAACUUUCAAUUAUCAAAAUAAAAACCAUCGGUAAUAAUCCUCCUUCUAAUAAUAAAAAUCAUAAUAAAAAUUCAUCAACUUUUCCAUCAUCAUCUCCUCGUAAAGAUACUAGUACUUUACGUAAAUUAGUAUUAAUUAAUACUUUUCUUGAACGUAAAAUGGCUUUUUACGAAGAACGUUUAUUAGCUAAACGUAAUUCUGCUAAUAUGAAUAUUGGUUGUAGUAAAUUUAAAUCAACAACUAUUUCAAAAGGAGAUGCAAAAAAUAUUACGAUGAUGAAAGCAACAACAACAACAACAAUAUCAACAACAACAAUAUCAACAACAACAAUAUCAACAACAACAAUAUCAACAACAAAAAUAUCAACAGCAACAGCAACAACAUCAACAUCAACAUCAACAUCAAAAAAUAUUCAAGCAACAACAAUUGCAACAACAACAAAAGAAAUAUCAACAACAACAACAAAAAUAUCAGCAACAACAACAACAAAAAUUUCAACAACAGCAACAACAAAAAUUUCAACAACAGCAACAAAAAUCAUUUCAAAAUUAUCAUUAUCAACAACAAAAAUCUCAACAUUAUUAUCAACCUCAGCAUUUUACAUCACAAAAAAAUUAUUCUCAUGA
Molecule: messenger RNA, 660 nt
Organism: Diversispora eburnea
Lineage: Eukaryota; Fungi; Glomeromycota; Glomeromycetes; Diversisporales; Diversisporaceae
Source: the annotation of a GenBank genome assembly